GAGCCGGGCACGAAGAAGAUGAAGACGUCCACUUGGAAACACGAGGAGAUUCCAGAUCUUCUGGUGAUGAGGGCCGACCCGGUGUGGAUGAGCUGUAAACAACAACACUGAUCUUUCCACAGCAGAGUUUGUACGUCAUGUCCCGCCUCCUGCUGCUCUCCAGGCUCCACCCCUCGCCUGGAUGUUCCCACAUGUUCCUGUUCGAACGAGUCGGACCCGACAACCUGCUGCUGCUGCUCAACAAACACCAACUACACAACAUGUCAGGACAGAGUUCAUGUGUAGCUUCACAACUAGAUGUCACUGAAUAUCGUGUGUGUAUUCAGUGUGUACAUCCAGAGCGCUCAGCCUUUAAAGGUCAUUGUGAGACUGGACAUUGGGCGAGAGGCGGGGCUUACCCUGGGUUGGUCAUCAGCCAAUCACAGGUCCAACAUAAAGAGACAACCAACCAAUCAGUCUCCAGUUCAGUCUGCAUGUGUCUGGACUGUGGGGGGCAGUGGGACACAACAGAGAGAACAUGUGAAUCCUCACAGGGAGAAUUCAGGAUUCAAACUGGCAACCUUUCUGACGGUGGAGUUGUUAUGGAAACCUGUUCUGUGGACUAAAAUCAGACGGACUCUUAAUUAGUUUGGUUUGUUGUUAAUUAAAGAGUUUACACAAACACACACACACACACACACACACACACACACACAUAAUCUGAUUACCAGAUUUGUAAUCCUGCAGUUCAGAGACUCGCUGCUGCUGCUAAAUACAGACACAUGCUAACACACUGUAGGCUAACGGAAGCUAACAGGCUAACAACAUGCACACACACAUGUCCCUUCCUAUGUGGGUGGAGCUAGAGAGGGACAAGGAGGACGUGGGAGGGAGUCUGGAUGGGGCGGAGUCUGGUCGGUGUGGGCGUGUUUUCAGUUAUGAUCCAGAUAUUAUUUAUAAAGCUGCUGACUGUGUGUGUGGUUGUGUGUGUGAUUGUGUGUGUGUGUGUGAAGAGGUUGAAUGUGUCGUGCGUUGAGUCGAUAUGAAGCUUCUCACCUCCGACAGCUGAAGGAUAAAGUGAGGCGGAGUCCCUCAGGAUCUGGUCACGAUGGGGGGGGCUACCUCGGUCUGGAGGAGGCGGCUCUACGGGCUCAGAGGCGACCAAUCACAGAUAGACGAGGCCGCUGGCACUCACAGGACCUGGACGCUCGUGAGCGGCGGCGGCAGGAGGAGGAGUUUCAGGCCCGGUACCGCAGUGACCCAAACCUGGCUCGUUACCCGGUGCAGCCGCAGCCGAGCGAGGAGAACAUGAGGAUUCUGGCGCAGGUCGGCCGGGUCCGACAUCAACGGCGCCACAGUGACGUCUCCCUGGCACCGGCUGAGCCCGACCACCUGACCCUGAGGCACACAGUUCACCGUCACAAUCGACCUCAGGGAUUAUUCGGAUCUGAAGGUCAGAGGUCAUUCUCUGUGGACCGGGCAUAUAAUCACAUGAGCCCCACGCCCCCCCGCCGCAGCCCGCUACCCCAGCAACACCUGGACCCGAGCUCCGCCCAUAAGAGGAAGGCAGCCAAUGAGAGCAUGGUGCAGAGAGGGCGGGGGAUGGGGAAGAUGCACGUGAUUGGUAGCUUCAGCAGCUCGGAGGAGGAGCUAGUGACCAGUCCAGAGUACACCAGCUGUGACGAGCCUGACAGAGACAUGGACAGCCAGUGGUGGGACCAUGGUUCCUGGCGUGGCGAGCCUGGGCCCAUGUCUAUGCAUCCGGUCACAUGGCAAACGUCCAAGGAUGGAGAGCGUCUGAUUGGUCGAAUUCUUCUGAACAAGCGGAUGAAGGACGGGACAGUUCCUGCGGAUACGGGAGCGCUGCUGGGACUCAAGGUUGUUGGUGGGAAGAUGACGGAUUCUGGUCGUCUCUGUGCAUUCAUCACCAAGGUGAAGAGAGGAAGUCUGGCUGACACCGUGGGACACCUGAGACCAGGUGAUCAGGUUCUGGAGUGGAACGGCAGGGUUCUUCAGGGAGCCACGUUUAAUGAAGUUUAUAACAUCAUCCUGGAGUCUAAACCAGAACCGCAGGUGGAGCUGGUGGUGUCCCGACCCAUCGGAGACGUGUCCAGGGCAGCAGACGGUUCCCACAUCCAGCUGGUCUCCAGUUCCAGUUCCUUCGACUCACAGAAGGUCGGCCCGUCCAUCUCAGUCACAUCUCCCAUGAGCCCCAGUGUUCUUUCCGGACAAGUCUCGACUGUGAACAGGCGUCCUCUGGUUCCCAGAAUUCAGGUGAAGCUCUGGUACGAUAAAGUCGGUUAUCAGCUAAUCGUCACAGUUCUUGGAGCCAAAGAACUUCCCUCCCAAGACGACGGCCGACCCAGGAACCCUUACGUCAAGAUCUACUUCCUGCCUGACAGAAGUGAUAAAAGUAAGCGGAGGACGAAGACGGUAAAGAAGUCGUUGGAGCCUCGGUGGAAUCAGACUUUCAUGUACUCUCCGGUCCACCGGAGGGAGUUCAGAGAACGCAUGCUGGAGCUGACUGUCUGGGAUCAGGCCCGGCUCAGAGAGGAGGAGAGUCAGUUCCUAGGAGAGGUGCUGAUUGAACUGGAGUCGGCUCUGUUGGACGAUCAGCCUCACUGGUACAAGCUCCAGCUUCACGACGUUUCCUCUCUGCCACUGCCCAGUGCCUCCCCCUACCUGCAGAGGAGAGGACUGCAGCCUGAGCCCAGUCAGACCAGCAGGCGGCUGCAGAGGUCUCAGAGGAUCAGUGACAUUGAGUUCUCAGAUUACGACUGUGAAGACGGCAUCGGGGUGAUAUCAGAUUACAGACAGAAUGGGCGUGACUUCCAUAGUUCCACCCUCUCAGUGCCAGAGCAAGUGAUGUCGACCAAUCAGUGCUCCCGAUCCGAUCUGGUCCGGAUGAGGUCUCGGUCACCGAGCCAACCGCUGCCUCACAGCAGUGGCAACCCUCUGUACCCGCUGUAUCGAGAAGACGCUGUGCGACUGCUGCGAGGUUCGAAGCUGAGCCGAGCGUAUUCUGACGCCGGCCAGUACAGCAGUCUGGACAGGAGAUCACUGAGGAAAAUGUCUGUUACCAACUCGCUCGAUUCUCAAGACAGAUAUAUGAACGGUCCGUACCACGCUCCCUGGACAAACCCCACGAUGAAUGGAAACUGUGAGGACUACAGUCAGGACUUCAUCCCAGACUUCCCCUACGACCCCGACACCUACGAUGAGGAUGUACACAGAGUUAAUCCUCAAAGUGGAUCGACCCAGACGAGUCCGUCAGGAACACCGGUCUGUGGCCGCCGAGUGCGCCAGCUGCCCAUCGCCCCCCCCAAAGGAGCUCUGGACAGAGAUGGAGAACUCCCUGACACUGUGCAGACAGUUUUGGCCACGUCUUCCACGGGAGCACCACCUUCAGCCCCUCCCACUUCCCACAUACAAACCCCUACUGUUAGCCUUCAACCAGUACCUCCUCUUAUACGAAUCCAAGCCCCGCCUCCUCCUGGACCUGUACUGCCUCACCUAAGCCCUGCACCUGGACCUACACCAGCACAUGCACCUGCACCUGCACCAGCACCUGCACCAGCACCUGCACCAGCACCAGCACCAGCACCUGCACCAGCACCAACACCAGCACCAGCACCAGCACCUACACCAGCACCUGCACCAGCACCAACACCAGCACCAGCACCAUCUGCGGGAGCCCCAACCCCGGCUCCUGAAAUUUUACCGACUUCUACACCAGCACCUGUUGCAGCCACACCUGCAGCUUCCCAAGUCCAACCAACUAACACAACAGGCGCCCAAGCCCCACCCCCAGCUCCUGUGGUCCAAUCACAGUCACCUCUUGAACCUGACCUGCCCCCUGCACCUACUCCAGCACCUGCCCCCUCCCCAGCCCCGCCCCCACAGACUCCAGAGCCUGAAACGUGCUCAGCAGCAGCUGGAGGGACCAGGAAAGAGGUCACAUGGGAGGACCAGCAAAAGAAAGCUGCCAAUGGUGUGAUGAAGGAUCCGUCAAAGGUGAGGGACAGCUUGUCCUUUAAAUCAUCAGACAGUGACGUCAGCGACGUGUCGGCCAUGUCCAACGCCUCCGACACUCGAUCUGCACCACCACUAAGCCGGUCGGAGGCCCUAGAUGGUCAAUCAGUGGAGUUGGGGGCGGGAACAGAGGGAAAACAGGAAGUAGCGGCAGAGGGCGGAGCCUUACUGCAGAAGAGCGAAUCGAUGGAAGAGGCCGAGGAGGAGGAGGAGGAGGUCAAGCCUUCAAAGCCGGCCCCGGUGGCCGGAGCUCCUCUCACGAAGUCCUCAAGUGUCGGGGGGGAAAUCUGCUCGUUGGGCAGGAAUGACGACGACGACGAUGAGAAGAAGCGACGCUCGAGUUUCGGAGCGAGGAUGAUGGGGAUGGUCGGACUGGGAAAGAAGAGUCAGAGCGCCUCGCAGCUCAACCCAGAAGAGGAGGAGAAGAAGAAGAAGGUGGUUAGACUUCCUGUCCAGAGGAGCAUAGAAACCGGUUUGGCUGUUGAGUUCAAAUCUCGUUUCACCAGACAACCGAGUCGUGACCCGGACGCUGAGGACCCCAAACCUGGAGCGUUGAUCUUUCCGGGUGUGAAGUUGGCAUCGGACCAACAGUUCACUGGGUUCCUGGAAGGAUUAGGCCCCGCCCAGCUGGCUGGACGGCAGACCCUGGCCACGCCCCCCAUGGGUGACAUCCAGAUUGGGAUGGUGUUCAGGAAGGAGCGUCUGGACGUGGAGGUGAUUCGAGCCCGGGGGCUCGUGGGUAAACAAGGCAACAAGAACACUCCAGCUCCGUAUGUGAAGGUGUACCUGAUGGAUAACGGGAAGUGUGUUCUGAAGAGGAGAACUCGUAUGGCUAGAAAAACACUGGAUCCACUUUAUCAACAACAGCUGCAGUUUGAGGAGAAUCCAGAGGGAAAAGUCCUGCAGAUCAUCGUGUGGGGAGACUACGGCAGAAUGGACCAUAAAUCCUUCAUGGGCGCUGCUCAGAUCCUAUUGGAUGAUCUUGACCUGUCCAUCAUGGUGAUUGGCUGGUUUAAACUGUUUCCUGCCACCUCAUUGGUGGACCCUGCCUUGGCGCCUCUGACCAAUAAGGAGACUGAGGGCAAGUCGUAGUGUCAGGAGGCGGGACUAACCACACCUCACAGUAACGAGAGGGGGAGGAGGGGACAUGCUGUCUCCGGGUGGUCCUCAGAAGAAGUCCCAUGAUUCUCCUCCUCUGUUGCAUGCUGCAUGAUGACGUCACAGUGAUGUGUAACAGCGUCAUGCAAUGUCACUGGGAGGAGAAGGGAGGCUCCGCCCCCUGAUGGUGACACAGAACCACCCAUACACAAGACAAGGCCUCGUACCAGAGGAUGCUGGGAAAAGAAAGGACAAGAGAAGCCACGUGACCUCCAGUGGCCAGCCAAUCACAGCAUCUCCUCAGGAGUCAUGUGACUGUUACGAGGCCUGUCCAGAACCCAUAGACUCCAGGUAGUUUCCGUGGCGAUGCAGGAGUACGGAGUUCUGGUUCUUUUUGUUUUUGGAACGAUGAGAGAACAUGAAACUUCCACUGGGAAGAACUUUAAAGAAAAAGAGAACAUCGCCUGCAACGUCAAAAUAAAAGAUUCUCAAAGAUCA
This is a messenger RNA of Platichthys flesus (European flounder), 5607 nucleotides long. RefSeq names its product regulating synaptic membrane exocytosis 2b (gene rims2b). The transcript is spliced from 34 exons. The record is from RefSeq and is a predicted model, not a curated record. Gene Ontology annotation, molecular function: small GTPase binding; transmembrane transporter binding. NCBI's taxonomy places the organism in Eukaryota, Metazoa, Chordata, Actinopteri, Pleuronectiformes, Pleuronectidae. The coding region runs from base 1000 to 5103 and encodes 1367 amino acids. Gene Ontology annotation, biological process: calcium ion-regulated exocytosis of neurotransmitter; positive regulation of synaptic transmission; regulation of synaptic plasticity. Gene Ontology annotation, cellular component: cytoskeleton of presynaptic active zone; presynaptic membrane.